Penicillium canariense is the source of this 921-nucleotide messenger RNA. RefSeq names its product telomere maintenance SDE2 family protein. The record is from RefSeq and is a predicted model, not a curated record. Gene Ontology annotation, cellular component: nucleus. The transcript has a single exon. The coding region runs from base 1 to 921 and encodes 306 amino acids. NCBI's taxonomy places the organism in Eukaryota, Fungi, Ascomycota, Eurotiomycetes, Eurotiales, Aspergillaceae.
AUGGCGCCCUCGAACGUGAAUAUUCUGCUCUCGUCCUUUCCGGGACUCUCGCUCCCAUCUACUCUCACGUUCUCGCUCCCAUCUACGGCGAGCGUCUCAGACCUGACAGACAAAGUCGCCUCAUACCUUCCAUCCUCGCUUUCUCUUGAACGGCUCAUCCUCACUACAACCAACAACAAGCAAAUAUCGUCCUCUUCUUCGUCCCUUCAGUCUUUGAUCACCCGCGACGAUGGCUCCGCCACAGCGCUCCUUCCCAUCCGCCUCUCCGCGCCGAUGUGCGGUGGUAAGGGUGGAUUCGGAUCUCAGCUUCGUGCCGCUGGUGGGCGCAUGGCCAGCAAGAACAAGCGCAACCAGGGCGACAGCAACAGCUCCAGUCGUAACCUUGAUGGUCGCCGUUUGCGCACAGUCAAUGAGGCAAAGGCACUUGCGGAGUAUCUCGCCGUUAAGCCCGAAAUGGACAAGCAAGAGAAGGAGGAGCGCCGGCGUCGGUGGCAAGCCGUGGUGGAGCUGACGGAGAAACGCCAGGAUGAAAUCAAGAAUGGUGGUGGAAAGCAAAAGAUCGAUGGCCAAUGGAUGGAUGACAAGGAGGAGAUAAACGAAAAGGCACGGGAGGCGGUUCUUCUUGCGAUGAAAGAUGGCGCAUGGACGGACAACCUACGCGAUGCGAUUCUGGGCGGAUCGAGCACGAGUGCUAGUGAAGGUAGUGAGCAAGCGACCUCGUCCGGCUCGGAGGAGGAUCUGGAUGAGGAGGAAGAGAAUGGGGAACCCUCAAACGACGCUGCGGGCCCUUCUGUGCCUGCGCAAAAGCCUGCACCUAGGCGGUUUAUCGGGUUCGAUGAUGACGACGAGUUCAUGAGCGACUCGGAGGAUGAGGAUGCGGAUGAAACCAACAGCAAGGGCAAAGGGAAAGCGCGCGCUUGA